AUGCGCGCGCGGGUGGUGCACACUGCACGCCCCUGCCUCCGGCGCUGGGCGACAACGCCGGAAACGGCGCAGGCCAAAAGAUCCCGAGCGCCACUCAUCGGAUUGGCAGUGUCUUCCGCUGCCGCGGCCGUUGCGGCGGACGUGUUCUAUGGAAACGACACGCUUGGGCUUCGCGCGCAGCUAGGUUUGGCGCUGCCAGACGGCCAGAGCGCAGCAAAGGCGGCUCCCAAAGCGGCUCCUGCCGAGCAAGACGCUGCUGAGGCGAAGCUGCCAGCGGCGCAACCCACCGCUGAGGCAAAAGCGAAGGAAGACGCAGCCAGGGCGCAAGCGGAAGCCAAGGCAGAAGCGGACGCCAAGGCGGCAGCGGCCAAGGCGGAGGCAGAAGCCAAAGCGGAGGCGGAGGCAAGGGCAGCGGAGGCCAAGGCGGAGGCAGAAGCCAAAGCGGAGGCGGAAGCGAAGGCAAAGGAGGAGCAAUGCCUCGCGGCCCUCAGCGCUGUGAGCGCGGCGGCGGACGCGGCGGCGGCGCUGCGGGCGCCAGAGACGCUGAUGGCGGCGGUGCAGGCGGCGGAGGAGCACAUCACCACUGCCAGCGGCGAGCUGCAGGAGAGGGCUCGGGAAACCCUCACCUCCGCCCGAGGCCUCCUGGAGGGUGCUGCUGCAGCCAAGGAUUGGCGCCAGGCAAGGGCGGAGCUGCAAAGCCAAAUGCAGGCGGAGGAGGAGGCGGAUCCCGUACGAUUGGAAGCUGCCUUGGAGGUGCUCAAGGACGCAGACAGGCGGCUGGCGGCACGAGGCUUGCGCGAGCACCUGGGCGAGGAGGAGCACCUCGCCAGCGCCGCCGCGCGCCUCGCGGCGCUCCGCGCCGCGCGGGCCACCGCCGCGGCGCGGCGGGAGCUGCAGGCCGCGCUGGCGCAGCGCCAGGCAGCUCCCAGAGAGGCGCUGGUGGCGGCGCUGGAUGCGGCGAGAGACGCGGGUGUAGAGGAAUGUGAGACGACGCGGCUGGCAGACAUCCUCACGAGGCCGGAGGCUCUCUUCGCUUCGCUCACCGGAUCCGGGGACGGCAAGGACGUGCCUGGGCUCACCGUCGCGGACUUCCAGGCGGCAGCGCAGGCGGCAGCGGGGGAAGAGUUGGGCGAGCUGAACGCGAGGCUGGCCGCACGGCUGUCGCGGGAGCACGAGGCUCAGCUGCAGAACGCCAGGACAGCCUUGCACGAGGCGGGCGACGCCCUACAGCAGCGCGCCUUCGACCGCGCGCAGCAGGACUGCGUGGGAUCCUUGGCGGCGCGGCGCGCGGCCGCCGCGCGGCGGCGCGACGCGGCUCAGCUUGAGGCGCAGGAGGCGGCACACGCAGAGAUCGCAGAGGCGCGGCAGCGCUUGGAGUUGGAGCGGAUCCAACGGCUGGAGGACUUCCGGGAGGAGUUGGUCACGGCGCUGGCCACGCUGAACAGCACCGAGCUCCAGGAGACGCGCAGGCGCUUGGAGGCGCUGCAGGCACCCAUGCAGACACUGCAGGCGGUGCGGCAGGAGCCUGGCCAGGCCCAGCGGUCCCUCGCAGCCAAGCUGCUGACCCUGGAGACGGAGGCCAAGGCAAAGGCGCUACAAGGACUUCAGCAGGCCGACAUUGGCCCCGUGGGUCUUCCCCUUCCGGCGAUUCCCAUGGGUUGCUCCCACCCCGAAACCUCCGACUCCGCUCGCCGCUCGCCCAAUCCGAUGGCGCGCUCGGAGCUGCCGGCCCUGCCGCGGCUGUUGGGCCGCGCGCCCGCGACGCCCGCGACGGCGAAGCCAGCGCUGAGCUCACGCAGCGAGAAGCGGCCCGGCGAGCGGCGCCGGCCCUUUGGCCGCGACGACCGCGCAAAGCUCCCGGGCUCCCGCGGCAGCUCGCGCGCGCUCUCCAGCCGCGCAACCUCCAGGGGUAGCGCCGGCGUGAGCGACGAAGAAGAUGUGAAGGAAUCGAAGGAGGAGAGAGGCAGUCGGCAGCCCUUCCAGAUGUGGACCCGGCUCCGCACGCGCGAGCUGAUGCCCAUGCCGCACAUGGAGGACAUCCUGGGCAUCGGCCCCGCGGUGUCAUUCGGCCAUGGCCUGCUGUGGAGCGGCAUCUUCCAGCAGUACGCGGUGGGCUGGUUGCCGGGGAUGAGCCCCAGCGGCUCCGUAACUCUGGGCGCGGCGGAGCUCGGCAAACUGCUCAGGGAGAACCACGUGAACCUGGACUACGCCUCCCGCUGCCGCGUCAUCGAGCUCGCCGGCGGGCGCAAUGCACAGAGCAUCGACUUCCUGGGCUUCCGGCGGUUGGUGGAGUCCACCGCCAAAGGCGCCGUCUUCCUGGAGGACCUCUCGGCCACGGGGCUGAAGACCCGGAAGCGCCCGGACGAGGCCGCCCUUGCCGUGGUGCGAGCGGUGUUCAACUCCUAUGCCGAGGGCAAGGCAGAAAUGGAGAGGGAGGAGGAGUUGAAGGUUCAGGGGAGUACAGACCCACCAGGACCGCCCGACAUGUGCCCCUGCUCCCGGCGUCCGAUUGGGGAGGACUACAUGCGGCUGCUGCGGGACCGAGCCCAAGUGCCGCGGAGCUCUGAGGGGAUGCAGGACCUGCAGCGGCAGCUGGCAUUCUGCCGGGAGGACGGGCUGCCGGGGCCUUUGGACCUCACUGCCUUCAUGCGCUUCUUGGCCUUCCUCGGAAGCUCCGGGAAGCGGUGA
Molecule: messenger RNA, 2688 nt
Organism: Effrenium voratum
Lineage: Eukaryota; Dinophyceae; Suessiales; Symbiodiniaceae
Source: the annotation of a GenBank genome assembly